AUGCCACGACGUCCGCAAACCUACGAUGAUUACGGCGCAGCCGUCCAGCAGAUCAUCCUGACCUCGUCCGACACAGACUUCCUCGAUCAGCUCAUCCCUGUCCUCAAAGAUGCCUCCCACUCGAACCGAACCCCCUCGCUGAUGCAAAACCUCGUCCGAUAUGCCGAAGAGAGGGAAUCCGAUAUCGAAAGAAUAGGCCUGACGAAGCAUGAAGAGUUUUUGGGUUCGGUGAAUCAAUUACAGAACGUACGCGAGGGCACUGUCGCGCUUACGGCGGAGAUUCUGAGGCUGAACCAGUCUAUCCAAGCAAGUACAGAGAAGCUUGCUGAUCAAAAGCAAGCUCUAGUAAACACAAGGGCAGUGCGACAGAAUAUUGCCGAUGCAUCCGACGCGCUGAAAGAGUCUCUUGGGAUCCUACAUGCCGUCAACCAUGCUCACGAACUAAUUCGCAAAAAGAAGUACUACGCAGCACUCAAGUCUCUUGAGGACCUGCAGAAUGAGCAUCUGAUUCCGACAAUUCAGAACAAGUAUGCCACCCAGCACAAGCUGGCUGACGUGAUUCAAAAGUCAAUACCAGCGUCACAGAAAAUCAUUUCCGAAGCUGUCAUGACAGACCUCAACACCUGGUUGUUUCGCAUCCGUGAAACUUCGCAAUUCCUCGGCGAGGUCGCGUUCUAUCAUACCGAACUUAGAAGGGCGAGGCAGAGGGAACGUGUGGAGCGCGACAGCUAUUUGAACAACUUCAGACUCAAUUCGUCCAUCGAGCUAGUCUUUGACGAGAGCGAGGAGUUCGACGUGCUCGACAAUGAGGAGUUGCAGGUUGACUUCACGCCAUUGUUCGAAUGCCUGCAUAUUCACGACGCCUUGGGCCAGAGCGACAAGUUCCGUGCCGAGUAUGCAACAACUCGCCGACAGCAGAAAGAGUUGCUAUUACCAAGUACGGUUGGGCUUGUCGCAGAUGACGAAACCUCACUCAGUAGUCUGCUUGAAGGCAUCGCCGGUUUCGCAAUCAUCGAAAAGGCGACGAUGCGUCGUGUUCCUCAUCUGCGCUCUGCUGUUGAUGUGGACGAGCUCUGGGAUUCCAUGUGCCAUACUGCCAUCACCCUUACCUCGCAAGCGCUGAAUGAAGGUUGGGGAUACUCUGUUUCCAUGCUCGACAACUUUCUCCUCACCUUGUUUGAUAAAUACGCCGAGCUUCUCAAGCGCCGAUUCAGCGAGGACUUCCAGGAGAUUGUCUCGACGGACGACUACAUGCCUAUGGCCAUCAACACCCGUGAGGAGUAUGAGAAAGUGACAAACCUCUGGAAGAACUCAGGCGAGGCCUACAUCCGCAUUUCGACCUUGCUUUGA
Messenger RNA from Colletotrichum spaethianum, 1350 nucleotides. RefSeq names its product exocyst complex component sec15. Gene Ontology annotation, cellular component: exocyst; membrane. Gene Ontology annotation, biological process: intracellular protein transport; Golgi to plasma membrane transport; exocytosis. The transcript has 6 exons. The record is from RefSeq and is a predicted model, not a curated record. NCBI's taxonomy places the organism in Eukaryota, Fungi, Ascomycota, Sordariomycetes, Glomerellales, Glomerellaceae. The coding region runs from base 1 to 1350 and encodes 449 amino acids.